Molecule: messenger RNA, 2160 nt
Organism: Lotus japonicus
Lineage: Eukaryota; Viridiplantae; Streptophyta; Magnoliopsida; Fabales; Fabaceae
Product: cyclic dof factor 2-like
Exons: 2
Coding region: 217-1719 (500 amino acids)
Biological process (GO): regulation of DNA-templated transcription
Molecular function (GO): DNA-binding transcription factor activity; DNA binding
Source: RefSeq, a predicted model, not a curated record
CUCUCAACCUGCUUCACCGGAUCAACAACAAAACGCACAAUCUCACAACGUGUCCUUUCUCUCUCUCUCUGCACUUUUCUUCUAUCUCUCUAUCUCUCUCUUCACAACAACAACAACUUUUUACAGUUUAUUGUUCUCUCUCUGUCUGUCUUUGGAAACAAAUCACAAAACAGCAAUAAAGAGGUUUUUAUCUGUUUUUAGAAAAACACACAAGACAUGUCGGAGACAAGAGACCCUGCGAUCAAGCUAUUUGGGAAGACGAUUCCGCUGCCGGAGAUUGCUGCCGGAUCGGGAUACUCCGCCGGGGAUGAGAAUCAUGCUUCUUCCACCGACUCUUCCAGGGAGUCCCACACCAACAGGGUGGUUGCACAGAAGCAACAAGAGACUGUGAAGGACACAUUGGGAGAAAACCCAACUGAUAUUAAGAAGGAAGAUGGAGUCCCCAUGCAAUUGGCGAAGGAGAUCACGAAUACAGAUACAACCUCUAGGACCGGUGAAGAAGCUGUUACCCUGUCCACUGAGAGGGGGUCUACUACAUUGAAAACUUCAAAGACUGAAGAAGGACAGAGCGAGACGAGUAAUUCACAGGACAAGAAUCUCAAAAAACCAGACAAAAUACUUCCUUGUCCCCGCUGUAAUAGCAUGGACACCAAGUUCUGCUACUAUAAUAAUUACAACGUCAACCAACCCCGACACUUCUGCAAGAAUUGCCACAGAUACUGGACUGCUGGUGGAACCAUGAGGAAUGUACCUAUUGGUGCUGGUCGCAGAAAGAACAAGAACUCUUCUCCAAUCAACCGCCCGAUAACUGUCUCAGAAGCGAUGCUGCAAAAUACUCGGACAGACUUGCCAAAUGGAGCAGCCCAUCAUCCUUCCUUGAAGGUUAAUGGUACUGUCCUUACAUUUGGAUCCAAUACACUUACAUUUGGAUCCAAAACACCCUUGUGCGAAUCAAUGACAUCUGCUCUGAACCUUGCUGAUAAAUCCGUACCCAAUUACACAAGGAAUGGAUUUCAUAGUUCUGAAGAACUAAGAAUUCAUGUUCCCCAUGGCAGUGGAGAAAAGGGCGAUGAUCAAUCCAACAAGUCUUCUGUUACCUCCGCCAAGUCGAUGGACAAAACAAGCACCAAUGGCCCCCAAGAACAAGAUAAGCAGAAUUAUCAGAGCUUCUCACCACAAGCUCCCUACUAUCCUGGGACCGCUUGGCCUUCCCCAUGGAAUCCAGUGCAGUGGAACUCUCCGCCCCCACCACCCGUUUUUUGCUCACCAGGAUUCGUUGCCCUGCCAUUCUACCCUGCAACAACUUGGGGCUGUACCAUACCAGGAGCGUUGAACACCCCAUGGCUAGCUCAACCAUCAACCCCAAAUGGCGCAACAGCUAACUCAGGUCCUAACUCCCCAACCUUGGGUAAGCAUUUAAGGGAAGAAAACAUGCUGAAAUCAAAUGAGUCAACCAGCGGGAAUGGACAUAACAAAGAAAAGUGCUUGUGGGUUCCGAAAACUUUGAGGAUUGAUGACUCAGGAGAAGCAGCAAAAAGCUCUCUAUGGACAUCUCUCGGAAUAAAAAACGAUAAGGCUGAAUCAGUCCCUGGAGGAGGACUUUUUAAAGCAUUCACUUCAAAGCAUGAUGAGAAGAAUCAUUCAGUGCAAGCCUCGCCACUCUUGCAAGCCAAUCCAGCGGCGUUUUCUAGGUCACUUAACUUUCAUGAGACCUCAUAACCAUGUAGCUUACAAAUUUGAAAUUUUGGAUGCAGAAAACUGAUUCAACAUUUCAUGAGGAAUUACAAACUGUAAAGCCUCAUUGGUUCACCAGCCUUGUUUUUAAUAGUUCUUGUUGUCAGCCAACUGAAGAAGAUUUGAGUAGAGAAUGGUUCUUCCUGCACUACCAUCUGAAGAAGAACCGCUUUGGUGAAGGAUCAUUCUUUUGCUUGUAGAGUAUCUUCCCUUUCAUUUGGAUGGAUUUUUAGUUAUGUACAUAUUUAAGUUCAUAUGACAUAGUGAGAUAUAGACAUAUAGUGAGUUUGUUUUUCUAGACAUCAUGUGUAUAUAAAUAAGAAUGGGGGUUCAGAAUGAACUUCCUGUUCUGGUUUAUUUCUUUCAGAACUUUUGGAGGCUAAAACUUUAAAAUAUAACUGGAAUGCAUCCAUUCAAUUCUCUACA